Messenger RNA from Carlito syrichta (Philippine tarsier), 678 nucleotides. RefSeq names its product C-C motif chemokine ligand 27 (gene CCL27). Gene Ontology annotation, cellular component: extracellular region. Gene Ontology annotation, molecular function: chemokine activity. Gene Ontology annotation, biological process: immune response; positive regulation of T cell chemotaxis. NCBI's taxonomy places the organism in Eukaryota, Metazoa, Chordata, Mammalia, Primates, Tarsiidae. Bases 274 to 651 code for a protein of 125 amino acids. The record is from RefSeq and is a predicted model, not a curated record. The transcript is spliced from 3 exons.
UUGGAUGCCACCAUGGAUCCUCGACUGCUGUUAGUCAGUGUUCCAUUGGUCCCUGCAUCAUGCACUAACUCUUUCCCUAGUUUCUCUGCCCAGACCUUAGAAACCCAGGGAAAUAACAGUCCUGGAAGAGAAAGGGGUCUGUGGAAACAGACCAAGAAUUAGAGCCCAGGAGUGUAACAAGAUAAGCAACACAUCUCCACCUGCCUCUGACUCACCUGGUGCCCCAGGUAAAAGUCACCCAGAUAAAAGGUAGGGAGGAGGAGAGAGAAGGAAAUGCCCAGGCUGAGCAGCAUGAAGGGGCCGUCAACCACCUGCAGCCUCCUGGUGCUAGUGUUGCUCCUGAGCCCAGACCCUGGAGCAGCACUGCUAUUACCACCCAGCACUACCUGCUGUACUCAGCUCUACCAAAAGCCACUCACCAACAAGCUGCUGAGGAAGGUCAUCCGGGUGGAACUGCAGGAGGCCAAUGGGGACUGUUACCUCCAGGCUUUCGUGCUUCACCUGGCCAAACGCAGUGUCUGCAUUCACCCCCAGAACCGCAGCCUGGCUCGGUGGUUUGAGCACCAAGGGAGAAGGCUCCAGGGGACUCUGCCCAACCUGAAUUUGGGGCUGCUAGGGAAAAUGGACUGGAGCCCCCAACAGCCAAAAUAAUAAAGCAGCAUGGAUAAUAGUCUCUGA